Zingiber officinale is the source of this 1904-nucleotide messenger RNA. Its product is annotated as protein SIS2-like. NCBI's taxonomy places the organism in Eukaryota, Viridiplantae, Streptophyta, Magnoliopsida, Zingiberales, Zingiberaceae. The record is from RefSeq and is a predicted model, not a curated record. The coding region runs from base 1037 to 1705 and encodes 222 amino acids. The transcript has 3 exons.
GACUCAUUUGUAAAAGACCCACUCUUGAUGUCGAUGAAAAUAGUAGGGGACCAAAGCCAAAGGCAGUUUAUACAUUGAAUAAGGAUCAGAGACGUGUUGUGUGUGAAUGGAUUAAAUCAUUAAAAUUUCCAGAUGGGUAUGUCUCUAAUCUUGGAAGAUGUGUCGAUAUGAAAGAAUGUAAAUUGAUUGGUUUGAAAAGUCAUGACUGUCAUAUAAUCAUGCAAAGACUCAUUCCUAUUGCCUUUAGGGAACUCUUACCAAAUUUUGUAUGGGGUGCUAUUACAGAGUUAAGCAUUUUUCUACAUGAUAUAUGCUCCACAGUUUUGAGACAAUCACACAUGGAGAAAUUAGAAAGAGACAUUCCAAUAAUUUUGUGUAACUUGGAAAGGAUAUUUCCACCUUCAUUUUUUGAUUCUAUGGAACAUCUUUUAAUUCACUUGCCAUAUGAAGCCAAAGUUGGAGGACCUGUUCAUUUUCGAUGGAUGUAUCCUUUUGAAAGAUUCUUAUAUCAUUUGAAGAAAAAAAUCAAAAAUAAGGCACAUGUUGAAGCAUCUAUUGUUAAUGCAUACAUUGUUGAGAAAGUGACAACUUUUGCAUCAUAUUAUUUUGAGCCUCACGUUCAGAGCAAAAGGCAAAGGUCAAGAAGAAAUGAUGAAGGCCCUAUUGAUCCGAAUUUAAACUCAUUCUCAAUUUUUAACUACCUUGGUCGAUCAAGUGGACCCUGUAAGCAGAGAUAUUUAACUGGUCAAGAAUGGCGGGCAUCCCAUACAUAUAUUUUACUGAAUUGUCCAGAAGUAUCAUCAUUUUAUGAGUUAGUAUAUAUACAUAUAUAUUAUAUUUUUUAUGUCAUAACAUUUAGAGUUAUAAUUUUUUUUAUCGUAGGAUUUUUGAAAACUUAUAUUCUGAUUUAUCGACACAACAAUUUGAUCGCUUAUGUCAAGAAGAAUUUGCACCAUGGUUCAAAUCAUAUGUUCUUGAUAAUCAAACUAACCUUCAGCAAGAAUUUCUAAUCCAUCUGGCAUGAGGUCCAAAAGCAAUGGUACGCACUUGGCCAGCUUAUUUCAUAAAUGGAUAUAAUUUUCAUACUGAAAAUUAUGGAAUGGGAAAAACUACAAUGAAUAGUGGAGUUUGUGUUAAGUCAUCCAAUGAUGGAGAUGCAAGCAAUGAUUUUUAUGGUUUGCUGGAUGAAAUUUUAGAGAUAGAAUAUCCUGGCCCAGAAAUGCGAGUAAUUCUAUUCAUGUGUCGUUGGUUUGACCCUAUCAGAGGGAUGAAGGUGCAUCCACGAUAUAAUUUGGUUGAAAUAAAUCAUAAGAGAUUGUACAAGAAAUAUGAACCAUUUGUGUUGGCACAGCAAGCAAUUCAAGUUUUCUAUGCUUCAUAUCCUAGUCUGAAACGUGACAAAGUUGAUUGGUGGGCCGUUUGUAAAACGAAAGCACGGAAAAAAAUUGAGGAACGUUGGGAGGGCAUUGCUUAUCAACAAGAGAAAGUUACAAAUACAUUUCAUACUGAGGAAUAUAUUAUUCCAACGUUACGAGAUCCCAGCGGAGUAGUCAUAAACGUAGAUGCAACUGAAAUUGAUAUUGAUGAUGAUGAUGAUGAUGAGGAGGAGGAGGAGGAGGAGGAGGAGGAGGAUGACGACGACGACGACGACGAUGAUGAUGAUGACGAGGAUGAUAAUGACAAUGAGGACUUUGAUUUUUUGUAAUGGGUAAGUUUUGUUAUCUUAAUAAAAUAAAUUUUAUGAUAUUUUAUUUUUAUAUAUGAUACUGAUUUUUAGGAGCAGAUUUAGUUUUAAUCUGCAAAUUACAAAACUCAUAGCUCAAUUAGUUAAUCUGUCUCAAUUAGUAUAUAAUUAUUUUAUUUUUUCAUUUUUAUAUUUUAUAUGUUAAUACUCUGUAGUUUUU